Solanum pennellii is the source of this 609-nucleotide messenger RNA. RefSeq lists its product as uncharacterized. The coding region runs from base 1 to 609 and encodes 202 amino acids. Lineage: Eukaryota; Viridiplantae; Streptophyta; Magnoliopsida; Solanales; Solanaceae. The transcript is spliced from 2 exons. The record is from RefSeq and is a predicted model, not a curated record.
AUGGCAUCGAAUUCCCGAUGUUGUCUGACAGUGUGUGCUGCACAAGGGCGACGAUGGCAUGUCAUGUCCGACAUCGUCUGUCUUUGUGUGCAGUCAAAAGAUGAUGAUGGCAUGCCAAGUCAACGUUGUCCGACUGUUUGUUCUGUUAAAAGGGGAAGAUGGAAUGCCAUGCCCGACGUCGUUCGACUAAACAACCUCUUCACUAAGGAGGGAGGAAAACUAGCGGCACCGACGAUCGAGGUGGAUUUCGAGAAAUGCAAUUGUUGUGUAUUGACGGAGGAAUGUACUCUGGCUUACAUAGAGACGAUCCGCGAGCGGUAUCAAGGAAAAUGGAUAUGCGGACUGUGUGCGGAAGCAGUGAAGGAUGAGAUGAUGCGAUGUGAGAGGUUGAUUAACGCGGAAGAAGCCUUAACUCGUCAUCUCAAUUUCUGUAAGAAGUUCAGUUCGUCCACUCCUCUUCCAGAUCCGACCAUUCACUUGAUCGCUGCAAUGAGGCAGCUUCUGAGAAGGAGCUUGGAAUCUCCUAAAUCGCUCAGGUCGAUGCCCUGUAGUACGACGAGGAACUACAUAUGGAGACCGUGUUCUUCAAUUUGGGGAAAAGAGUUUUAA